UUGUGUCAUAUUAUUUGUUUUUAGUUCUGAUAUUAUUUAUUUUAUAAAUUUUUCUGUUUGUAACUAAACAUGUAGUGUAUAUAGUUAAUUAAGACUAAUAUAAAGUAAACUCGAUAUUGUGGAUUAUAAAAUGCAGGUCAAUAAAAUAAAAACAACUUUAAAAUUUUUACGAUCACCUUCCAUGCUGCAAAGUAAAUUACGAUGUUUACCAACAAUACGACACAAUUUUACUUCAACCGUGGAUGUUAUGGAUGUAUUUACAAAUGAAUUAUUAAAACAAGAUAAACCAAAGUCUGACAUAUGUAGUGUAAGUAAUUUAUUUUCUGGGAAAGAAAUUCGAUUGAGUUACUAUAGCAAAGACGACAAUAAUACAAACAAUUAUGUUGAAAUGACAAAUGAAGAGAUUGACAAUAGCUUACUAGACCUUUUAUCAAAGAAUAAGAACAAACAAGUUGUAGAUUUGGUAAAAAUGUGUACUAAUAAUAGGAAAUUGAUAAGUAUGAACACUAUAAAGAGAUUAUUUAGAACUUAUAGCAUUGCCGGAAAGCCAGACAUUAUCGUUAUUCUCCAACAAUACUGCUAUAAUGUUGAUUACGGGCUUUAUAAGCGUAAUGGGGAAUUUUUACAUUAUUUGGCGAAAGCUCAUUGUUUCAAAGGUAAUGCAGAAAAAGGUCUUACAAUAUUAUCAAAUUGUUACAAGAAAUAUGAAGGUUUAAGAGGUUUCUAUAGAAUAAUAUUUAGAGAAUUAAUACAAGAUACCAUUCUAAACAGGUCUGAGGCCUCUUUGGUUAUUUUUAAGAAGUAUGUCUUAGAAUUUAGUAAGAAAUGGAAUGAUGAUUAUCCACUUGUAUGUUUUUGGCAUAUGUGUUGGUCUAGUACUUGGUUUUCUGAUCAAAUGCUAUCUAAUGAGCUAUUGGAGACAUCUGAAAAAUUACAAAAUAUAGUUAGAGACAAGGCAACAAUAUUUAGUAUUAAUAUUUUAAGGGAGUACAACGAAGAUGCUGUGGUGAGCUUAAUGCAGUCGCUACUUAAAUAUAAAAUGAUGACAGAAUAUACUAAAGUUUUACAAUUGCUUUUUAAUUACAAAUUGAGAAACCGCGAUCUCCGAGGUUGCAGAGAGAUAGUCCGGAAUUGUGAAGCUCUCGGUAUAAAAUUACCUUCCGACCAACAAGGAAGAUAUAUAAGAAUGCUAAUAAAUAAUGAAAUACCGGAAGAAAAAUCUAUAACAAAACCGACAUUGAAUUUUAAAUUGAAAUUUUAGAUUUUUUACAACAUUUUAUUGGAGAUGUAUUAUACUACUAGAUGACAGAAUUAUCAGGACUUAGUUUUUUUUUUAGUAUAAAGCAAAGGUUUCUCUCUUACCAAAGUUUCUCGCUUAUAGAGGUGGUCCUUCGAGACCGGAUUAUUCUCGCGUAAAGAGGUUUCUCGCUAAACAAGUCGCAAAUACAUUGUCAACAAAUAAAAACAUGUUUUAAUACUGGUUUCGAGUAUGGAAACUCAAUGCCAGGAUACAAUUCGAACAUUUUAGUUAUAGGCAUUUAUAAAUGGUCCUUUGAUGUAAAUUAUUUUGUGUUUUAAAGCGAUAAUCUAUUAACACUUGGCUAAGUAGUUACUAUGUAUGUUAUGAUGUGAGGUUACGAGUUUAUCUCUUAUCAUAAUGACUUAAGUGUUAAAACAUUACACGUGUCCGAAGAAACAAUUAUAGUUCUAAUAACUAGAUUUCCAUUGCCUAAAUCAGUAUUUACCAAAGUGGGCGAAAACGCCCCCUUGUGGGCGCUGCAGGUCUCAAGUUGCGGGUUAUAGUAAAAGUUU
Papilio xuthus (Asian swallowtail) is the source of this 1812-nucleotide messenger RNA. RefSeq lists its product as uncharacterized. The record is from RefSeq and is a predicted model, not a curated record. Bases 131 to 1261 code for a protein of 376 amino acids. The transcript is spliced from 3 exons. Lineage: Eukaryota; Metazoa; Arthropoda; Insecta; Lepidoptera; Papilionidae.